AUGGAAAACUUCACCGAGGUGAUUCUGAAGGAGUGGGGUAUGGAGGAAUUAAUAUCAGUCUUCAACGAGCAUUUGCUCACUAUUUAUGCAAGCUACUCUGGAGGUGCUUGUGCAUUUGCUUCGACAGGUUUGCAGCAACACUGCACGGAUAUGUUUAUGCGAAUUCGACAACAGAAAGUUUACAAAAAUCGCAUAGAUCGAGAUGAGAUCUCACCAGCGACUUAUCGCAAGUUAUUUCGUUUCGAGAAAGAAAACGUGGAAUGGCUUGCAGCGACAUUUCUGCCCGAUACAGUCGAGAGCAGAGGCGGGUGUAUGACUCCAUUGGCACGCAUGGAGACUACGUUACACUACUUGGCGGAUCCUGGUUACCACACAAGUGUGGCAGAGCUGAUGGGCGUUGCGCAGCCUACCGUUUCCAACUGCGUUUCCAGCACUAUAAACAGUAUUGCUGAGCAACAUCCACGAUGGAUUAUUUUCCCAUUUUCUGAUGCUGAUGCCACCCUGGCAAAGGAGCGAUGGGCGGAUAAGCUCGGCUUUCCAUUUACGCUGGGAGCGAUCGACUGCACUCAUGUAAGAAUUGACAAGCCUGGUGGUCCGUUUGGCGACGAAUUCAUCAAUCGAAAGAACUUUGCCUCCUUUAAUGUUCAGGCGACAUGUGACGAAAAGUGGUCCUUUACAAGUGCCGAUGUAGGAUGGCCUGGAUCAGUGCACGACUCGCGUAUAUUCCAAACAUCGGAACUACACGCUCUGGUUUCAAGGAACGUUCAUGGCGUUCUUCUUGGUGAUUCUGGUUAUGGAAUUGCACCCUACAUGAUGACAUCGUUCACUGACCCAAAUACUCCAGCUGAACGAUACUUCAACCGCGAACAUGCGAAAAAUAGAGUGGUAAUAGAACAAGCUUUUGGACAGUUAAAAAGACGGUUCCCUAUCCUCCGUAAUGGCGUCCGACUAAAACUAGACAACGUACCCAAUUGUAUAAUUUCUUGUUUUGUUUUGCACAAUAUUGCAAAAGUGUUGAACGAUGCUGAUGAUUUUGACGAUGAAGAGCAGGAACAUGAGGUUGACGACCAGGGUCAAGAAGCACCUGCACCCUUGGCGGCUCGGCAACUGCGACUGCAAGGGAACCAAAAACGCCAAGAGAUCACAAACUUCCUGUAUGACAGACAUCACCAGCGUGUAUAA
This is a messenger RNA of Lineus longissimus, 1182 nucleotides long. RefSeq names its product putative nuclease HARBI1. Bases 1 to 1182 code for a protein of 393 amino acids. Lineage: Eukaryota; Metazoa; Nemertea; Pilidiophora; Heteronemertea; Lineidae. The transcript has 2 exons. The record is from RefSeq and is a predicted model, not a curated record.